GGACGAUGCCGCCUACAAUAUCUAUAGCAGACAGCUCUUCCCCAUGCGCCAUGGGUACCCGCUGUGGCACCCAGAGAUCGAGCGCGGGAAGGGCCUUGAGAUGCGGAUCGGAGACGUUGGGUACCUGAAAGGAGGGGCCUUCUUCCGUAUCUUCAACGCCACUCUCCCCAGCGAUCAUCAAGACCACAGUGCAUACGGUACCCCUGACAAUCACGAGCCCUUCAGGAUCAAGCCAAUCCUCAUACACACGCAUGACGUUAUCGAGUCUCAUCUAUGCAGCCGCAGUGUGCUUUCUUACGAUUAUGAGGGCAGCAUCACUACCGUUGCGACUCCCGUCGGCGCAGGCAUGAAAUUCCAUUGCUCACAGGAACAGGGUGCGUUCGUCUUCAUGAACGUCGCCGCUGAGAAGACGAUGAUGCACGCCACCACCAAGCUCGCGCCCUUCAUGCGGAACAACAUCGACAAGUGGCACGACUUCGUCACGGGCACACACAGCCUGGACAUCUCCAAGGAAGAGAUCGUAUUCGUUUCUGGGGUGGUCAAGACGGAGGACUGGGGCCUGGGGGCGUUCAUGAACCAGGCGAAGGGUGGCGCCGUGGCGUUCUCGGCGCAGGUUCCGUUCUGCCAGGGCGCGUUCUCAGUGCAGAUGGAGAAAGGGCGGGCGAUGAACGUGCAGAUGCGUACGAAGCCGAAGCCCAGCAAUGCGAGCUUCGUGUCGAGGCCGAACUUGCUUCUGGAGAGUGCGGGGGGCUCCAAGGCUUCGGCCGCGUCUUCAUCGCAGGGAUACAGCGGGGUGGUCCCGGGCGAGUGCAAGAAGAAUCAGACGUUGUUCUUUCACUACUACAAGAUCAAGAAUCGGCUUUGGUUUCGUAAGGGGGUGUUCCAGGCUGCAGCCGGGCCGGAUGAGCGGGACCCUGAUCACACAGGCGACGGCGAGGAUGUCGCUCUCCUCUCGCAGCACAACGAAGAAUGGGACGUUGUGGAGGAACCACCUAUUGACGAGUCUUACGACCCCGUCGACUACCUUCUCGACUACAUCCUGGCUUAUCCAAUGGAGGACGGUUCAGAAGUGCCGAUCGCCAUAGCUAGCGACUUGCACAUAUAUGCUCUUUUUGAAGGCGAGGUUCCGUUAGACAUCAAAGGUGCUCUCAAAGAAUUGCUUCCGCCAGUGAUGUUCGUCGACGAUGACCGACAAGUCGCUUGCGUUGCUGUCGCAGAGUGGGCCGAGGAUAUCCCGGACAGCGAUAUCGUCUCCAGCAAAGCCGCUGGAAAGCAAAAGAGCGAUCUUCCCGCCCCAGACGACCCCGGAUCACAAGAACGACCUCCGGCGGAGGGUGAUGAUCCGAAGCCGGAAGGCGAAGACAAAGAUGCGCAACCUUCGAACAGCGAGGAUCCACAAGCCAACCCUCCCGUGACCUUACAUGAGCAUACUGGUGGCGUCACCUGCGUCUCAUUCUCUCCUGAUGGCCGAUACAUCGCCAGUGGCUCCGAGGAUACGACCGUCAUUCUCCGCGACGGGACAACAGGUGCCCUCAUCCAGAGACUCACCGAUAAUAACGAGCCUGUAUGGGCUCUCGCCUUCUCUCCUGACAGCACUCGUCUGUGCACUGGCGCCAAUAAUGGUAUGGCCCUAAUUUGGGACGUCGAGGCGCGCUCCGUGGUCACCGUACUCGACGGCCACACCGGCCUAGUGCAGACAAUCGCCUACUCCCCGGACGGCCAGAAGAUUGUCACGUCCUCUGUCGACUUCAGUGCACGCGUCUGGGAUGCGACGACCGGCACGCUCAUUCACAAAUACGAGGACCACGGCGCAGUCGUCAUGUCAGCCAUCUUCUCACCUGAUGGCCUGUGGGUGGCGACUUGUGGCGCAGACUACAGUGCGAAGAUAUGGCACGCCGAGAACGGCACGCUCCAUCACUCGCUCGAUGCACACAAGGGCGUCGUCUGGUCAAUCGGGUUCUCCCCCGACAGCCGCCGCCUGAUCACAGGUUCGGAUGACAUGACGAGUCGUAUCUGGCGGGUCACGGAUGGCGAAGAGCUCGUGAUCCUGCACGAGCACCAGGGACCUGUCUGGGCCGUCAGGUUCUCCUCCAACGGCAAGUACAUUCUGUCGGCAUCGAAUGACGCCACGAUCAAGGUGUGCGACUCGUUCACGGGCGAGCGCAAGCAUGUGUUCAACAGGCACGACACGCUUGUGAACGCGGCGGUGUUCUCGCCCGAUGGGAAGUGGAUCGCGUCGAGUGCAAGCAAUAACGUGGUGAUGGUGUGGAACACGGAGACGGGCAAAAACUUGCCUGUGAUGGAAGGGCACCUUGACAAGGUGACUGGGUUGCAGUUCUCUCCCGAUGGAGAGAGGCUUGUGUCGUGCUCGGAUGAUGGUAGUGUGCGUAUCUGGACGCUGCCAGAUAAUGCGGAUGGGAUUCUAGAACUCGUCCCUGCGCCAGAGACAGUGCAGCAAUGAGUAGCCGUGCAGAAUUCCUUCGUGUCGUUUUUCUUCGUCAUAGCUAGCCUGCCAGUGCGUUCACUUCGAUCCGGAAGGAUAACUACCCCAUGUAUUGAAUACCAAUCACC
Dichomitus squalens LYAD-421 SS1 is the source of this 2571-nucleotide messenger RNA. RefSeq names its product WD40 repeat-like protein. The coding region runs from base 44 to 2461 and encodes 805 amino acids. Gene Ontology annotation, molecular function: protein binding. The record is from RefSeq and is a predicted model, not a curated record. NCBI's taxonomy places the organism in Eukaryota, Fungi, Basidiomycota, Agaricomycetes, Polyporales, Polyporaceae. The transcript is spliced from 7 exons.